AUGAAUGAUAUUGAUUCUAAUGGAGGUGGAUUGUUCUUUGUGUAUGGUUACGGAGGAACGAGCAAGAUGUUUGUGUGGAGAACAUUAUCGUCAAAGAUAAGGAGGCACGGUGAUAUUGUUCUCAAUGUUACUUCGAGUAGAAUAACAUCUUUGCUAUUACUGGGAGGGCAAGACGACGCAUUCAAGAUUUGCUAUACAACUCUCUUUGAACGAAGAUUCUAUGUGCAAUAUAUCGUAUUAAGCCUCACAAAUAACUUGAGACUACGGAACUUAGUUUCAGAGGAAGAUAAACAGACGGUUGAUUGGUUUUCAAAAUGGAUUGCAGACAUCGGAGAUGGGAUUACAGGGGUUGUAAAUGACGGUUUGUCUGAGAUCGAUAUUCCGACACGAUUUCUGUUGAAGUGUGGACCCAAUCCAAUAGCAACUAUAGUGGAAAACACCUUCCCAAGCACGAGAUAUGGCAUGUUUGAUAACAGUUAUUAUCCUUAG
This is a messenger RNA of Ipomoea nil (Japanese morning glory), 489 nucleotides long. RefSeq lists its product as uncharacterized. Lineage: Eukaryota; Viridiplantae; Streptophyta; Magnoliopsida; Solanales; Convolvulaceae. The transcript is spliced from 2 exons. The record is from RefSeq and is a predicted model, not a curated record. Gene Ontology annotation, molecular function: DNA helicase activity. The coding region runs from base 1 to 489 and encodes 162 amino acids. Gene Ontology annotation, biological process: DNA repair; telomere maintenance.